This is a messenger RNA of Prorocentrum cordatum, 3644 nucleotides long. NCBI's taxonomy places the organism in Eukaryota, Dinophyceae, Prorocentrales, Prorocentraceae. The record is from the annotation of a GenBank genome assembly.
AUGGCUGGUCUUGCGGACACGCGCCUGCUGGGGCGACCGAACAAGUACUCAGGCAACAGCGACGAAUUCCCGACCUUCAGAUGCCAGCUGAUCUGCUACUUGGGUGCCAUCGACCCGAUAUUGGCACAAGCAGUCACGACAGCAGCUACCCGCGGCAAUGUCAUUGCGCUUUCAGAGAUGGGCGACGAUAACAAGCAGCUUGCAGCGACGAUGGGAUACAUUCGAUCACAGUUGCUUGGAGGCAGCGCGCUCACCUUGGUGAUGAAUUGUGAGCCAGGCAACGGCCUGGAGCAGUGGCGACGUCUUUGUCUACGCGAGGAUGCGGCUACUGGCCCCAACAAGUUUUCAGGCAAGUGGGAGACCUACGUCGAGGAGCUCACGAAGUUUCUACUGGACACCAACCGAUAUCAAGAGAAGUUCUCAGAGGUGAUCUCAGACACCCUUGUCCAAGCCUUGAUCAAGAAGAACACGCCCGAGCCGCUGAAGACUCAGGUGAUGAUGCAGACCUUCGCGACCCACCAGAUCCCACGGGGGACUUGCGAGGCCUUCGCUCAGCAGAUGAUGCAGCGCGACCCGAGGGUGACCAAGAAGAAGUUCGACCCGAACGCCAUGGGCGUGGACGCUUUCGACAAGGGCGGCAAGGGCGAUUCCAAGGGCAAGGGCUUCGGCGGCAAGUCGGACCAGAAGGGCAGCGGUGGCAAGUCGAGCAGUCAAAGAAGUGCCCGGCAGAGUUCGGGCGGCAAAGGUGGCAAGGGCGACGGCAAGAACAAGAUGAAGAGCAAGAAUGGCGAGACGAAGCUCUUCGACGGAUGGUGUUCGAAUUCCCGCUGCGGCAAGUGCGGGCGCAAGAUCGCGGACUGCAGGAAGUACGGCGGCGGCGCUUACCAGCCUGGAGGAGGUCGGCGAUCCGUUUCUGAGGCUAUGACGGAGAAGUGCAAGCUCACGGGCGAGCCAGGUCAGUCUCUGCGAUCCAUUACUGGUAAGGGUAUUCGGACUUGGGAUAAGCGGACGUUGACGGGUGAGGUCUUCGAUUCGAACACGUCGAUCCCUGCAAAGCUAGACGUCACGCCAGCUGAAGUUCGUAGAGGUGCCCUUUCAGUUGCAGAGAUGAAUGAUGCAGGUUAUUCGGUACACUUUGAUCCUGACGGAGCCAAGAUGUUCAAAAGCAACAAGAAUGUGCAGCACGAGAUAGAUAAAGCGAUCGAGUCGACAGUGACUUUGCGGUUACGACGGAAGGUGAAUGCGUUUCUUCUUCCCAUGAAGUUCAAGGGUCCGACAGGCUACGAGUCCAUCAUCGGCGAUGUCGAGGACAACUCUGAGAAGGACGACGUGCAGAUGAAGGAGGAGCCUGUCGAGACACAGCCUGUGGAGGCGCAGGACAGAAGGACAGGCUACCUCAUGGGAGUUGUCGUGGAAGCUAAAGGCAAUCAGAGCUACGCUAUAGCGGCCAUCAGCGAGUACCUGGACGAGCUCGGCUACAUGAGUAUGGAAGUUCAGUUAGACGGAGAACCAGCACUGGAGGCACUCAUGAAUGGAGUGAUUUCGGGGCGUAUCAAGAAGCUCGGCAAAGAGGCAGCUGAAGCUCAACUUCGAGUACGGCUAGUUCCAAAAGGAGGCCACGCUUCUCAAGGUGGAGUUGAGAGUGGAGUCAAGUCGGUUGCAGGUAUUGCGAGGACUGGGCGUUCGGCUCUGGAGAAGCGUUACAACAUGAAGUUCACUGAGGAUGUUCCUAUCAUACCUUGGAUGAUUCGGCAUCAGAUAUUCUGCCACAACAGGUACCAACGGAGGAGGAGCAGCGGUCGCACAUCUUUCGAGGAGCUCAGGUUGGCACCGUACACUUCACCCAUGCUGGAGUUCGGAGAGACAGUGAUCGGCAAGGAGCACACGGAGCCGCAGGACAAGCAGGGCACAGCCUGGUGCAUGGGACUGUGGCUCGGACGCAGUUCGAAGAGCGAUGCUCAUCUUAUCGGCACGGCGACGGGGGUAGUUCAGGCCAUGACAGUGAAGCAGCUGACGACGGAGGAGAGCUUCGACAUGGAGAUGCUCGAAGCCAUGCGUUGGACGCCUUGGAGGACCUCGGUUAGAGCUGGAGUCUACGAGGGCGAGAAUUGGCAGCCGACGGAGGGAUGCCUUGGGUGUGAGUAUGCAGCUAAAGGUCAGCACGGACGAGGACGGCCACCACACCACAGCAGGACAUGCCAGCAGCGCCGGGCCGAGUACGAGAAGUCAAUCGCCAGCAAGGACGGCGAGCAGCCGAAGGUGGUCGUGGUUCCCGUACCUGCGGCCAGCUCGGAGGCUAACAACGGCGAGCAGCAAGCACAGCGACCAGCAGGGCCGGAGCCAGCACAAGGUCAAGAUCCAGUUGAAGCAGUUCGUCGGGAGGUGCAGAAGAUCGAGAAGAGGCUUCGUGGCAAGCAGGGAGUACCAGCUCCAGGGGCACCCGCUAAGCGAGGAGCUGCUGACGCUGACCUCGGUGAAGGCGGCCCUGGAGGCCCACCUGGAAAUCGAGGCCUGGUGGGGGCCAUCGAGAGCUUGAGUACUGGCGACCUCAAGAGGCUCGUGGCGGGCUUCAGCACGGAGGAGAUGAUUAGGCUCGUGGGCGAGGUCGACAAGGAGCUGAAGGACGACAGCGAGUUCAGCAUCGUGAUGGGCUGGACCGAGGACGACGAGUGGGAGGCGAAGCAGUGCGAGCUAGAUCGGUUCGACAACUACGACGUGUGGGAGCUCACGCUGAGGGACCCUCACGGGCCUAAGGCACUUACGUGGACUUGGGUUUUGGAGAUGAGGAGUGGUGAGCUCAAGGCGAGGCUUUGUGCGCGACCAUUCGGCAAGCAGGUCAACAAGAGCAAGAACGAGCUGCACUGCCCUACUCCACUUUCGUUCUCACUCAAGCUGCUCAUGGUCUACGCUAUCGUUCAGGAUUUCGCCAUCUUCUUUUUCGACAUAUCUCGAGCGUUUCUGUACACGCCGAUUCGGGGGUUGGUGUACGCAGAGGUUCCGAAGGAAUACUGCCAUCUUCUCGAUAGUUCGGAUUGGGUUUUCAAGCUCAAUAAGACCGUCUACGGACUUAACGAGGCGAUGAUCGAUUUCGACGACCACUUUGAGAACAUCGCUACAGGACGGAGUGAUGAAUCUAAGAUGAUUUUCAAGAGGUUUCUGUCUGACCCGUGUACGUUUGCAGACAAGGCUAAUCAAGUUGUUAUGUCCAAGCAUGUUGACGAUGGCACGCUGGUGGGACCCAGAGUUUCAGCCAGCAAAGCGUUGGAGGAGCUUGGCACACAUUUUCUAUUCAAGGUUUCUGAGCUCACAGUUGGUGGUCCUGAGAUCAAGCACCUUGGACGUGGCUGGCUCCGCACCCCCGAAGGCAUUCAAGUUCGCAUGUGGCCUGCUAAUGUCAAGAAGCUACUCGACUCUGAGCCCAAUGAUAAGAAGACGAGCCCAAUACCAGGAGUCAAGAACGAGAAGAAGGUCGAGAGCGAGGAGGAGUUGGAUUCCAAAGCGGCCACAAAGUUCAGGAGCGUCAGCGGCCUCAACAUGUUCGCGUGCUUGGAGAGGCCCGAGUGUCAGUACGCAGCGAAGGAGUGUUCGAGGGGGAUGCCACGACCGACGGUGCAGGACCAGGCGAGGCUCACGCGCAUCAUCAG